Molecule: messenger RNA, 855 nt
Organism: Coffea arabica (coffee)
Lineage: Eukaryota; Viridiplantae; Streptophyta; Magnoliopsida; Gentianales; Rubiaceae
Source: RefSeq, a predicted model, not a curated record
UGGAUUUUGGUCUUUGGAUAUAUUCCAAACAGGAAAUAACAGGGCCCAAAAUGAUACGGACGAAACCCUGAAACAGCCGCAAACACCUCUCUGUAUUUUUGGGCCAGAUACAGAAAUCCAUACAAGUACGUUUCAGGAGCCCCGAAAAUUUGGGUUAAUGUCCAAACCAAAUGCUCGGACUAGUGCAGAUGCAAAGACCAAGAAGCAUUCCCCCGGUGGAAUUUGCGGCUCAACAUGACCCUAGCCUCCCUUUCCUCAACAGCUAACACGUCAAUGACUCGUGGCAACCGCAGACCGAAAUGGAGAAAUCAUAUAAUACGAAUUCCUCGAAUUCACAAAAUCAAUCAAAGAACAAUCCACCUACUGAUCAGCUAUAUCAAUCUGAAGCCCGGAAAAAUUCGACAGAAAAAAGUAAAUUUUUUUUUUUGGCAGAUAGAAGUGAUAAUAAUAAAGGUGGAGGGCAAAAUGGAGAGGAAAGACAAGGAAGAGAAGGGAGGGAAGUUGGAAGGGCUGCCGGUGAAUACUAGUCCCUACACGCAGUACAAGGACUUGGAGGAUUACAAGCAGCAGGGGUAUGGGACCCAGGGACACCUCCAACCUCAACCUGGUCGCGGUGCUUCUGCUUCUGUUGAUGCUCCUACCGGGGAUGCUAUACCCCCUGCUGCUCAGCUUUCUUCCACCAUUAAUGUCGUCAACCGCCACGCCGUCCCUUAGUCUAGUUGGAGUUGGACCUUUUCUCUUUUAUUAGCAGAAUUUUUCUCAACACUUAUUUCUUAGGUCUUGAAUUCUCUUUGCUGUCGCGUUAUUAAGCGGAAACUAACGUUACUUGAUUAAUUUAAGAUGUUCUCGCUUCAA